CUCCUGCUAGUGCUGUUUCUUGCAGGCAGAAAUCAGGAGGACAUCAGGAGUGGGGUCCCCUCAGAGCCUCAUACCACAGAGCUAACCAGAGUGCGAGGCAAAUUCCCCACUGAGGGAGCUGUGGCCCUGGAGAUGAGUGUUGAUACCCUCUGACGGCCUGGCUCUGACUCUUUUAAUGCCAUUACAAAGAAGCUGCAGCCUGUUAUUUCCCAAACUCACCUCCUGUCAUUUCUUGCAGAGUUUCAAAAUUGUCUUCAGUUACCUAGAAACCCGUGUAAGAAGAUGUUAAGUGUUCUGGGUUAAAGCGAGGCAAGGUGUGCGGGCAGAAGUCACAGAGCUCUCACUGGGUCAACAGCUGAUGUUGCAGAUGAGCUUUGAAGAAAGCAGACAGGUUUUUGGGCACAGCAGGGCAGCAAAGGCGUCCCAGGACGUGGGGUCUCUCAUGCCUUGCCUCACUCUUCUCCCCUCCUAAAACCUCCAUCUGAAGGAUGGCAGCCGCCUCUUUCCGCUACGGCCUGACCAUCACGGGGGCCGUGCUGCUGGUGACAGGGACACUGUGCUUUGCCUGGUGGAGUGACGGGGAGGUGGGCUCUGGCAGCGGGGCUCGCCUCCUGCCUCCCCGGGAAGCCGAGGCCGUUCCCAGCUCCUCCUCCUCCAGCGCCCUGCUCCGCUCCGUCAGCUUCUUCUGCUGCGGCAUCGGUGGCAUCCUCCUCAUCUUCGGCCUCCUCUGGUCCGUCAAGGCCAACGCCAGGGUGGUGUCCCGGCGCUACCAGUACCAUUUCCCCAGGGACCUGCAGUACUUCACGGCAGAGCCUCCGGAGAAGUGGAACUGCAGCACCUGGGACGCCAGCGCCAUCCCCACCUAUGAAGAAGCCCUGACCUGCAGACCUGCCCACGGCGCCCCGGCCUACGUGCAGCCGCUGGGGAGGAAGGAGGAGCUCACGCCGCCCCUGUACCGCUACCUGGAGGAGGACGAGGGCUGGCAGGGCGGCCGCCGGCGCAGCUCCUCCGACAGCGCCUUGUUCCGCCCCAGCCCGUCCUGGCUGGACGCGCCGCACCCCGAGGAGCCGCAGGCAACGCCUCCCCCCAGCUAUGAGAACAUCAGCGUCCGGGGGUCUGAGCUGGGGCAGCCCGGGCCGGGACUCUGCGGGUGGCUGCCCAGUCCCUCGGCUUUAAACUGAGCCUCUUUCCUUGUGGGGGUGAGAGGAAGGUGGGCGAGGAGUGGGAAGGGUCAGCCUGGCUUGCCUGGCUUUCCGAGCGAUGGGUCUGGCGCUGCUGGGAUUGUGGGUCCUGCGGGGGAUGUGUUCGGAGCGUCGGGGGUAACUGGCAUGUUUGAAAGCUUUCAUAUUUUUAAUAAAGCCACUGCUGGUUUCA
Corvus hawaiiensis (hawaiian crow) is the source of this 1374-nucleotide messenger RNA. It is a transcript of the gene TMEM61, whose product is annotated as transmembrane protein 61. Lineage: Eukaryota; Metazoa; Chordata; Aves; Passeriformes; Corvidae. The coding region runs from base 489 to 1181 and encodes 230 amino acids. The record is from RefSeq and is a predicted model, not a curated record. The transcript has 3 exons.